GGGCCGCUGUUAAUCUAUUUCCUGAUUGUACACUGUCAGUGACCGCUGUUAAUCUGUUUCCUGAUUGUACACUAUCAGUGACCACUGUUAAUCUAUUUCCUGAUUGUACACUGUCAGUGACCACUGUUAAUCUAUUUCCUGAUUGUACACUAUCAGUGACCGCUGUUAAUCUAUUUCCUGAUUGUACACUGUCAGUGACCGCUGUUAAUCUAUUUCCUGAUUGUACAUUAUCAGUGACCACUGUUAAUCUAUUUCCUGAUUGUACACUGUCAGUGACCGCUGUUAAUCUAUUUCCUGAUUGUACACUGUCAGUGACCGCUGUUAAUCUAUUUCCUGAUUGUACAUUAUCAGUGACCGCUGUUAAUCUAUUUCCUGAUUGUACACUGUCAGUGACCGCUGUUAAUCUAUUUCCUGAUUGUACACUGUCAGUGACCGCUGUUAAUCUAUUUCCUGAUUGUACACUAUCAGUGACCGCUGUUAAUCUAUUUCCUGAUUGUACAUUAUCAGUGACCACUGUUAAUCUAUUUCCUGAUUGUACACU
Candidula unifasciata is the source of this 541-nucleotide messenger RNA. The record is from the annotation of a GenBank genome assembly. NCBI's taxonomy places the organism in Eukaryota, Metazoa, Mollusca, Gastropoda, Stylommatophora, Geomitridae.